Molecule: messenger RNA, 983 nt
Organism: Entrophospora candida
Lineage: Eukaryota; Fungi; Glomeromycota; Glomeromycetes; Entrophosporales; Entrophosporaceae
Source: the annotation of a GenBank genome assembly
AAUCACAUUAUACAUUCUCGUCGUCGUCAUCGUCAUCAUCUUUAUCUUCCGAAGAAGACGAUGAAGAAAUAAUAGAUUCAAAAAUCAAGAGAUCUUCAUCUUUUAAAAGGCAAUUCUAUACAUUAAAAAAAGAAAUCAUUGCUGUGAAAAGUAGUUUGGUAUCAUUACAAGCAAAUCAUAAGAAAAUGUUGGAAGGGAAGAAACAACUUGAACAAGAAUAUCAAGAAACUAAAAAAGAAGUUACUAAAACUUUGGAGUCAAGUACAAAAGAUUUAGAGACUUAUAACGCUCUGCUAAAUUCUAGAAUCGAAAAACCUUCUUUGGAAUUGUCAACAAUAGUAAACUCAAAAGAAUUGGAAUUAUUCCAAUCAGAAAUUGAAAAAAGCAAAAAAGAUUUUAUGACAUUGAUAAAUUUCAAAGAAAAAAUAGAAUUAUUACUGGAAGAAAAAGAAAAAGAAUAUUUGGAAAGACUGAGGGAAUGUGAAGCGGUGACUGAAGGCCAAUCUGGCAUGAUUAAUUCAAUGGAAGGUUUAUUAAAAGAAUUGGAGGGUAAAAUGGUUCGUUUACGAAACGAAAAACAACAACUUGAUUCAAUAAACUUACAAAAAUCUAGAUCAAGAGAAAGCAACAAUAGCAAUCAUCAUCAUCAUAGUUCUGAUGAAUUCAAUCCUUCUGAAUUAUCUCGUAGACAAUCAUAUACAAACCCAAUAUCAUUAUUCACUGAUGAGGAACGUGUCAGACAUCAAUCUCGUUUUGGGUUAGCAAAAAGAUGGGUUGAAGAUGAUGAAGUAUCAAUGUGUCAACAAGCAGGUUGUAGUGUGAACUUCAAUUUAUGGAAUAGAAGACAUCAUUGUAGAAGAUGUGGAAAUAUUUUUUGUAAUGCACAUACUAGAUACUCUAUGUUAUUAUUUCCUGAUGGUAGUGAAGAUUGGGGAGGUGUAUGGUCAAAAGUUUGUGAAGGAUGUUUUAAAAAUAGUAAAUAA